GAUCUGCAUCCCCAUCUUCUCCAAGAAUUACGCUUCCAGCAAGUUGUGUCUCCGGGAGCUUGCGGCAAUGGUGGAGAGCAAGGCGAAAUCGGGCGGUGGGAAAACGAUCGUCCCCAUAUUCUACGACGUGGAACCACGUGAUGUUAGGCUUUUAACCUCUCUGUACCGCGAUGCACUAUCAAUACACAAGGAGAAUUUAGGGUCCGACAGAGUAGAAGCGUGGGAAUAUGCUCUUGCAGAGGUUGCAUCAUUGCGUGGAUGGGUCAGGGGAUCCGGAAGGCCGUCUCACAUAGUCAGAGAAGUCACAGAAAUGGUGGUCAAGCUGAAGGUAAACCAUGUACAUAGAGAUUGGGAUAAUAUUGCAAUGAAGAAAGGGAAAGACUCAAUAGAUGCAACAGAAAAGGGCAGAGACAUGGCCUUGGGUACCAACUACGCUGAUGUGUACUUGAGUUUCAGAGGAGCCGACACUAGCUCUGUAUUUGUUGAAUUCCUUUGCCAUAGCUUGUCUGAUGCUGGAAUCUGCUUCUUCAAAGACAACGAAGAGCUUCCACCCGGUGAAGAAAUUGGUCAGGAGCUGCUGAGAGCAAUCAACAGAGCCAGGAUCUACAUCCCCAUCUUCUCCAGGAGCUAUGCUUACAGUGCGCGGUGUCUCCGGGAGCUUGCCGCAACGGUGGAGAACAAUGAAAAGUCAGAUGAUGGGAAAACGAUCAUCCCCAUAUUCUACGACGUGGAACGUCGGGAUGUUUGGCUUAUAACCUCUCAGUACGGCAAUGCCCUAUUGCAACAUGAGGAGAUAUAUAUGUUCGAGGAAGUACGAGCAUGGAGACAUGCUCUCAAAAAGGUUGGUUCAUUACGUGGAUGGGACACAAGAUCUAGCAGUACGUCUCACAUAGUCAGAGAAGUCACAGGAAUUGUGGUCAAGCUGAAGGUAAACCAUGUGCAUGUGAAUAAACUCAUAUUUGACUCCCAUUUCUAAUUAUCAGUAGUCGAUAACAGAAACUGCUUGAAUAUAUUUCCUUAGUGGAGUGUUCACUUUAUGGGAUGUAAGACUAUUCACACAAGUCUUAUAUACAGGAGUAUGCAUGGCAUGGCAAACAACUUUACCUUAGAAGUCCAGUUAUGGAAGUAAUCAGUCAUGAUUUUUGAUGAUUUUUGUAUCUCUAGAGAGAUAGGGAUAACAUUGCAAAUGGAGUAUAAUUAUCUGAAGGUUGAUUACAUUCCCAUUAAUUCUAUAUCCUAACUUGUUGUAUGGUUGAAGUGUUGUAUCAACAUAGGUGGAUCAUUUACUAGGAUUUGACUGGUGGGUUUUCUGUGUUGUUUCUGAAGUGCAGCAAGAAAUAAAAGGAAAAUUAAAUUCAAUUUUUACACUUUUUCAUUUCCUGCAGCAGCUUUCUUGUUUACAGUUUAUUUUCUUGCGUCGAAGUUCCCAAAGAAAGAUGAAGCAA
This is a messenger RNA of Eucalyptus grandis, 1445 nucleotides long. Its product is annotated as disease resistance protein RUN1-like. The record is from RefSeq and is a predicted model, not a curated record. The coding region runs from base 68 to 976 and encodes 302 amino acids. Gene Ontology annotation, biological process: signal transduction. The transcript has 4 exons. NCBI's taxonomy places the organism in Eukaryota, Viridiplantae, Streptophyta, Magnoliopsida, Myrtales, Myrtaceae.